AUGACACGUGUUUCAGAGAAGGGGGACCUUGUUUCUACCUGUACAAGUGGAGGCGACAUUGGACUUGAAUGGACAGGUAGUGGGAAACAGCAGAGUCCUGUUGAACAAGACAGGCUGGGUCAAGCGUUUGAGGACGCCUUUGAGGUACUGAGGCAACAUUCAACUGCAGACCUUCAGUACUCCCCAGAUUACAAAAAUUACUGGUCUUUCAUUAACCAGUGUCCUCACAUCAGAGGAAAUUCCAACUGCUAUGGAGUCUUACCUGCAGAAGAGCCUGUCUGUAAUUGGAGAACUGUAAUAAACAGUGCUGCAGACUUUUAUCUUGAAGGAAACAUUCAUCACUCUCUGCAGAACAUAGCUGAAAGCCCGUUGUUACCACCUGCUGUUUUACAUCAAAAGGGAGGAAAAGGCCGGAAGAAGCUGCGACUGUUUGAAUACCUUUACGAAUCCCUGCUCAAUCCUGAGAUGACAUCUUGCAUCCAGUGGGUUGAUAAAAACAAAGGCAUCUUUCAGUUUGUGUCAAAAAACAAGGAAAAACUUGCUGAACUUUGGGGAAAAAGAAAAGGCAACCGGAAGACCAUGACUUACCAGAAAAUGGCCAGAGCCCUAAGGAAUUAUGCAAGGACCGGGGAAGUCAUCAAGAUCAGGAGGAAGCUCACCUACCAAUUCAGUGAGGCCAUCCUGCAAAGGCUGGCCCUGCCUCCCUGCCUCGGGAAGGAGGUCUUCUACUCACAGUGUGUGCCACCCGGCCAAGAAUAUCUCAGUUUGAAUAAUUGGAGUGCAAAUUACAACAGCCAUCCAUAUGCCAAUUACCAUGAGCUAAGCCACCCUGGUUAUUAA
Castor canadensis (American beaver) is the source of this 840-nucleotide messenger RNA. Lineage: Eukaryota; Metazoa; Chordata; Mammalia; Rodentia; Castoridae. The record is from RefSeq and is a predicted model, not a curated record.